Molecule: messenger RNA, 1731 nt
Organism: Microthlaspi erraticum
Lineage: Eukaryota; Viridiplantae; Streptophyta; Magnoliopsida; Brassicales; Brassicaceae
Source: the annotation of a GenBank genome assembly
AUGGCUGCAUCGUUCUCUGUCCCCUCUAUGAUACUGGAAGAAGAAGGGAGAUUCGAGGCGGAGGUUGCGGAGGUGCAGACUUGGUGGAGCUCAGAGAGGUUCAAGCUAACAAGGCGUCCUUACACAGCCCGUGACGUGGUGGCUCUACGUGGCCAUCUCAAGCAAGGUUAUGCUUCGAACGAGAUGGCUAAGAAGCUGUGGAGAACGCUCAAGAGCCACCAUGCCAAUGGCACGGCCUCUCGCACGUUUGGUGCGUUGGACCCUGUUCAGGUGACCAUGAUGGCUAAACAUUUGGACACUAUCUAUGUCUCUGGUUGGCAGUGCUCGUCUACUCACACUUCCACUAACGAGCCUGGUCCGGAUCUCGCUGAUUAUCCGUACGACACCGUUCCUAACAAAGUCGAACAUCUCUUCUUCGCUCAACAGUACCACGACAGAAAGCAGAGGGAGGCCAGAAUGAGCAUGAGCAGAGAAGAGAGGACAAAAACUCCGUUCGUUGACUACCUGAAGCCCAUCAUCGCCGAUGGAGACACCGGCUUCGGUGGCACAACCGCCACCGUUAAACUCUGCAAGCUCUUCGUGGAGAGAGGUGCCGCUGGGGUCCACAUCGAGGACCAGUCAUCCGUCACCAAGAAGUGCGGCCACAUGGCGGGAAAAGUCCUCGUGGCAGUCAGCGAACACAUCAACCGCCUUGUCGCGGCUCGCCUUCAGUUUGAUGUGAUGGGCACAGAGACUGUUCUGGUCGCUAGAACGGAUGCAGUCGCGGCUACACUGAUCCAGUCGAACAUUGACGCGAGGGACCACCAGUUCAUCCUCGGUGUCACUAACCCGGGCCUUAAAGGCAAGAGUUUGUCCUCGCUUCUCGCCGAGGGAAUGGUUGUAGGCAAGAACGGUCCCGCGUUGCAAUCCAUUGAAGAUCAGUGGCUUAGCUCGGCACGUCUCAUGACUUUCUCGGAAGCUGUCGUGGAGGCUCUCAAGCGCAUGAACCUCAAUGAGAAUGAGAAGAGCCGGAGAGUGAACGAGUGGCUAAACCAUGCAAGGUAUGAGAACUGCUUGUCAAACGAGCAAGGCCGUGAGUUAGCAGCAAAACUCGGUGUGACGGAUCUUUUCUGGGACUGGGACUUACCAAGAACCAGAGAAGGUUUCUACCGGUUCCAGGGCUCAGUUGCAGCGGCUGUGGUCCGUGGCUGGGCCUUUGCGCAGAUCGCGGACAUCAUUUGGAUGGAAACCGCUAGCCCUGACCUCAGCGAAUGCACAGAAUUCGCAGCAGGAGUCAAGUCCAAGACACCUGAGGUCAUGCUCGCCUACAACCUCUCGCCCUCCUUCAACUGGGAUGCUUCCGGCAUGACGGAUCAGCAGAUGGUGGAAUUCAUUCCACGAAUUGCUAAGCUCGGGUAUUGCUGGCAGUUCAUAACGCUUGCCGGUUUCCAUGCGGAUGCUCUUGUGGUUGAUACAUUUGCAAAGGAUUACGCGAGGAGAGGGAUGUUGGCUUAUGUGGAGAGGAUACAAAGAGAAGAGAGGAGCAAUGGGGUUGACACUUUGGCUCAUCAGAAAUGGUCAGGUGCUAAUUACUAUGAUCGUUAUCUUAAGACAGUCCAAGGUGGAAUCUCCUCCACUGCAGCCAUGGGCAAAGGUGUUACUGAGGAACAGUUCAAGGAGAGUUGGACAAGGCCAGGAGCUGCUGGAAUGGGCGAAGGGACAAGCCUUGUGGUUGCCAAGUCCAGAAUGUAA